Lates calcarifer (barramundi perch) is the source of this 1400-nucleotide messenger RNA. It is a transcript of the gene nudcd2, whose product is annotated as NudC domain containing 2. NCBI's taxonomy places the organism in Eukaryota, Metazoa, Chordata, Actinopteri, Centropomidae. The coding region runs from base 121 to 594 and encodes 157 amino acids. The transcript has 5 exons. The record is from RefSeq and is a predicted model, not a curated record. Gene Ontology annotation, cellular component: cytoplasm. Gene Ontology annotation, biological process: protein folding.
ACCGGAAAUAAAAUCCAUAUCGAGAGAAGAAGAAGUUUCGACAGAAUGAGGGGUAAAAAUAACAAGCCAUAUAGAGUUAGCUGACGUUAGCCGACCUGUCAGCCGGUGUGAAGCUGCAGCAUGUCGGUGCACUUCGAGGAGAGGAGCGGCGUCGUGCCCUGCAAGACACCCUGGGGUUCCUGGUACCAGACCAUGGAGGAGGUCUUCAUCGAAGUCAACGUGCCUCACGGGACGUCAGCCAAAGAGGUCAGGUGCCAUUUGGGAUCCAGAGAUAUAGAGCUGCGCGUUAAAGGGCAGGAAAUAUUCAAGGGAAAGCUGUUUGACACAACUGUGUCUGAUGAGGCUACGUGGACUCUAGAGGACAAGUGUCUCAUCCGGAUCAUUCUGAUGAAGACCAACAGAGAGGCGGGGAACUGCUGGUCCUCCCUGCUGGAGGGGGAGUACUGUGCGAAUGCCUGGGUCCAGGACCAGAUGCAGAGAAAGCUCACACUGGAGAGGUUCCAGCGAGAGAAUCCUGGAUUUGACUUCAGUGGCGCAGAGAUCUCUGGGAAUUUUGCUGGUGGUGGUCCUGACUUUUCCAGUUUACAGAAGUGACCAUUGCUAUGUUGUGAAAAAUAUAGGUGAGAGGUGUUGCCCCUGUCUGAUGAACACUAUUGAGGAUACCCAUGGCUCAGCAGUGGAACAGUGGAUCUAUCAGCAAGGAGGAGCUAAAAGAUUUGUCUUCAGAAAAAACUCUUAUAUUGGGUAGAACAUAAAGGUCCCAUACUGCAGAAAGUGACAUUUCCAUGUCUUCUUUGAUUGUAAAGCAGGUUUAGGUGCCAUGUAAAUACAGUGAAAGUAUCAAAACACUCAAUCCAUGGAGAAAUGCGUACAGCUCGUACUCAGAAACUGUGCCUCUAAACGAGCCAUCAGGACUUCCUUAACUUUGUAUAGUUGUGUCACAACUAUACAGUCAGUACUGUCCGUUAUGCCCCCAGCACAGCCAACAAGGGACCCACUGCCCAACCACUUUGUUGUUGUUGGUCAGAACAGUUAGCCAAUCAGAAGAGAGCAGCUCAGGGACAGACACAAAACACCCUGUUCUUGCUAGAGCUCCAGAGAUGUAAAACUAUAUUGAGAUGGUUUUUGGAACCUAAACCCACAAAUUUAUCUUCCUAUGGAUACCAAACCUUCAAAUAAAACACCAGAAAAGUGUAAUAAUAUGGGACCUAUGACACAAUCAGCCCUUUUUUUCAUCUGCAUUUCAGUGGCUGUGAAGAAUUGAUCUUGAGAAGCCUGAUUUAUCAAGUUGCAAGGCCUGUUGUACAGGCUGAACAACAGCUGAUUGGAAAUGUUUGAUCUGGUUGUAAAAAGCCUCUGAGAGUGAUGCCUUUUAAUAAAGAAACAAAUGUAUACAGCAA